Molecule: messenger RNA, 1574 nt
Organism: Gymnogyps californianus (California condor)
Lineage: Eukaryota; Metazoa; Chordata; Aves; Accipitriformes; Cathartidae
Gene: TPST1
Product: tyrosylprotein sulfotransferase 1
Exons: 7
Coding region: 361-1500 (379 amino acids)
Biological process (GO): peptidyl-tyrosine sulfation
Cellular component (GO): Golgi apparatus
Molecular function (GO): protein-tyrosine sulfotransferase activity
Source: RefSeq, a predicted model, not a curated record
GCCGGCCGGGGGAGCCGGGCCGGGCCGUACCGUGCUGGCCGGGGCACUGGGCUGUGCGGGCAUCGCCACGGGUCCCGUAGCUGCAGCCGGGAGCGCCUGAGGAUGCGCGGCGGGGCCGGCUCGCUGCUUCCCGCCGGUGUCGUGGCGGGGUGCGAGGCGGAUCCGAGCCGGAGUACUAAUUUCAUUUGAAUUUUGAGAGGAAGAGUCAGUUUUCAGCCUACCCUGUCUGAAAAUCCAAAGCUGUUGAACUACAGAAUACAGACCUUAAUUUAUUUUGGAUUAGGUUUCCCAUGGCAUGUGAACUAGAAGAUAAUUUGAAAUAGAAGGUCUCUUUAUUUUGAAGUGACAGUCUUUAUCAAAAUGGUUGGAAAACUCAAACAGAACUUGCUAUUGGCAUGUCUGGUGAUCAGUUCAGUGACAGUGUUUUAUUUGGGCCAACACGCUAUGGAGUGUCACCAUCGAAUAGAAGAACGCAGCCAGCCUGUGAGGAUGGAAAAUGUGAGAAGCACAGUAAGAACUGCUUCCAAUGUAAAUGCAAACAAAACCUUUACUUACAACAAAGACAUGCCUUUAAUAUUUAUUGGAGGAGUACCUCGAAGUGGCACUACCUUAAUGCGUGCCAUGCUUGAUGCCCAUCCGGAUAUUCGAUGCGGAGAAGAGACAAGGGUAAUCCCGCGAAUUCUGGCAGUUAAGCAGAUGUGGGCUAGAUCAAGCAAAGAGAAGAUCCGACUGGAUGAAGCUGGAGUCACAGAUGAGGUUCUGGACUCAGCCAUGCAAGCAUUUUUAUUGGAAAUCAUUGUGAAACAUGGGGAGCCUGCUCCAUAUUUGUGUAACAAAGAUCCUUUUGCUUUAAAAUCCUUAACUUAUCUUGCUAGAAUUUUCCCCAAUGCCAAAUUUCUUCUAAUGGUACGGGAUGGUCGUGCAUCUGUACAUUCCAUGAUAUCUAGAAAAGUCACAAUAGCUGGAUUUGACCUUAACAGCUACAGGGACUGCUUGACCAAGUGGAAUCGUGCUAUAGAAACUAUGUAUAACCAGUGUAUGGAGGUUGGUUUUGAAAGGUGUAUGCUGGUACAUUACGAACAACUCGUAUUGCAUCCUGAAAGAUGGAUGAGAACUCUCUUAAAGUUUCUUCGCAUCCCGUGGAACCAAGCAGUGCUGCACCAUGAAGAAAUGAUUGGAAAAGCAGGGGGUGUUUCUCUUUCAAAGGUUGAAAGAUCUACUGACCAAGUAAUCAAGCCAGUCAAUGUGGAAGCACUGUCAAAGUGGGUUGGGAAGAUACCUGCUGAUGUUCUGCAAGAUAUGCCCGUGAUUGCACCCAUGCUAGCAAAACUGGGCUAUGAUCCAUAUGCCAAUCCACCAAAUUAUGGAAAGCCAGAUCAAAAAGUUGUGGAAAACACAAGGAGGGUCUAUAAAGGUGAAUUUCAGCUUCCUGACUUUCUUAAAGAAGUGCCACAGCCAAAGAAGACAGUAGAAGGGAAGUCUCGUGGCAAGAUAAAAUGAACAUGGAUCAGUAAAGUCGAAUAGCUACUGAACCUAUGGAAUAGAAGAUACAAUGGAUAUUUCUUGCACAGAAG